AUGCCGAUUCGCGUAAAAGCACGCCCAGUCUCUCAAGGCGAUCGGGCUCCGUCACCCUACUUUGCCCCGUGGAAACCGACCGAGCUCCCGCACAUCAGUUAUGAUGAUGUAUUUCGCGAUGUCAUUAAAUCGCUCUCUAGAUAUAUUGCCGACUGUGUAUUUCUUCCGCUGACGUUUGAGCAAUUGCGGACAACGUCUAGCGGCGACUGCCUGAGGACGCUCGUCGACCAUCUCGCAGAAAAUGUUUUGAAUCCAGCCAUUGUGAAUGCUCUACUAGCCCUCCGUUGGCAUUAUAGCACUGGACCCGAUAGCAGCGGCGUCGGUGAUGCUCGUGCAAACGCCUGCGAGAUCGUGGCGUGGCGCUUCCUCACGCGUCUCUCGGAACGGGAGGCUGUCGAGUUCUGUCUCUAUGAGAUCCCAGAUCCCAAGCAAAAAUCCAUCUUCCUUCGUAAUGCACCUGACCUGGGAGAGAGCAAUGAGCGCACUGCAUUGCUGCCUUCGUCGUCUUCCAACGAACAUCCCGGAAGUCGACCGGAUACCCUUAGAGGAGCGUCCCAAAGACGAACGCAAUUAAUCCAGUCGCUCUCCAAACUCACAAUGAGCAUGCAACUUGACUCCAAUGAUGAGGAAGAGGACGAAAAUGACCCAACAGCGCCAUUUAUCAACCUCAAUGCCCUUGAGAUUGCCGCCAUUGCAGAUGCAAAGCGCUUCCUGAGCCAGCACGUCGUCCAAAAGAUCAUCACAGGAAUCUGGUCUGGCGAUAUCAUCUUUUGGGACCGUCUGUCCGCUGGAUCGAUCAAGAAGCCCAGAUUCUACAACCCGCAGACUGCUGACCCUUUCUGCCGCCUACGCGUGCCUCGAUAUCUCAAGGUAUAUGAGGUCGUCUUUUUUGGUUUAUUCCUUUUUCUGUACUAUGCCGUACUUAUUGAGCAGAACCGUUACGCCAUCACACCGAGAGAAAUCAUGCUUUACGUUUGGUUCGCUGCUUUUUGCUACGACGAGGUCAGCGAGUACAUUGAUGCCGGGAGUAUAUUUUAUUCGGCCGAUGUGUGGAAUUUGUUCGACAUGAUCAUGAUUGCCAUUGGCUUGGUAUUUGCAAUCCUGCGUUUCAUUGGUCUAUACAAUCAAGACCUCUACAUGGUCGACAUUGCAUUUGAUGUGCUGUCGCUCGAGGCCCUCUUCAUGGUUCCUCGCAUCUGCUCAAUCUUGAGUUUGAGCCCGUACUGGGGAACAUUGAUUCCAUGCUUGAAGGAAAUGGGCAAGGACUUUUUGAAGUUCAUGGUUCUGGUUGUCAUCAUUUAUGUUGGAUUCUUGACAACCUUCUCCUUGAUUGGCAGAGAUUCAUACUCUUUCAAUCACAUGGCCAUGAUUGUGACCAAGAUCUUCUUUGGUUCAAGCUAUGUGGGCUUUGAUAUCAUGGAGAGCAUCGAUCCCAUCUUUGGCCCGCCACUGAUGCUCAUCUUUGUGACGCUGUCAUCGAUCCUGCUUAUGGGCUCCCUGACUGGUAUGCUCAGCAACAGCUUUUCCCGCGUCAUCUCCCACGCUAGAGAGGAGUAUCUCUAUGUCUACAGUGUGUAUGUGCUUGAAGCUUCGACUAGUAAUCGUCUCACGCACUUUUACCCACCGUUCAAUCUGCUGGCUUUGGGCAUUUUCCGUCCCUUGAGAUUAUUCCUGCCUUCGGACAACAAAUUCCGACAAGCACGGAUUAUGCUUCUCAAGGCAACCCAUCUGCCCAUUGUAGCUGUCAUCAAAGCCUACGAGCUCAUCACGUUUAGGGUCUCUCCGUCAAAAGAUGGAUUCGACAGUUUCCGUGGACCCCGCCAGACUUCACGAAGAAGCCCAGCGCCACCGCUGUCUUCCAGUCGCCGUUCGCACAUUUCUUCUCGACAUACCAAUCAUGAAGUCAUUUCUCAGCCUUCGCCGACUCGAUCCAGGCAAGAUCAAGAUGACAGCACGGACGCGCCUACUGAUGUCGAAGUCCGGAUCGCCGAGUUAUCUUCAAAGAUAGACAGACUCACGGCGCUCGUCGCAAUGCUUCAACCAGGUGCAGGCAUCGAAACCACGAGAACUUGA
This is a messenger RNA of Pestalotiopsis fici W106-1, 2073 nucleotides long. RefSeq lists its product as uncharacterized. Gene Ontology annotation, molecular function: monoatomic ion channel activity. Lineage: Eukaryota; Fungi; Ascomycota; Sordariomycetes; Amphisphaeriales; Sporocadaceae. The transcript is spliced from 5 exons. The record is from RefSeq and is a predicted model, not a curated record. Gene Ontology annotation, biological process: transmembrane transport; monoatomic ion transport. Bases 1 to 2073 code for a protein of 690 amino acids. Gene Ontology annotation, cellular component: membrane.